Messenger RNA from Penaeus monodon (black tiger shrimp), 1320 nucleotides. Its product is annotated as pyridoxal phosphate phosphatase PHOSPHO2-like. The record is from RefSeq and is a predicted model, not a curated record. Lineage: Eukaryota; Metazoa; Arthropoda; Malacostraca; Decapoda; Penaeidae. Gene Ontology annotation, molecular function: phosphatase activity.
AACAAAGUUCGGGGAAAAGGCCGAAAAAAGUGCAUCACGGUACGUCAAAUCGGGGAAUUAAAGCCUAUCAAGAAGCCUGAGAGUAACUUUAGAAAAAAAAAGGAAAAAGCAGAGACAUUGUAUUAUGUAAUGAUCGGUUUUUGUGGUAAAUUCAGAGCUUCUUUCCCUGGUUUAUGGAAAGUUUAUCGCAUUGUUUCCGUGAAAUCCGUUCUAAAUAUCACUCAAAGACCUAUCCAGAUGUCAGAUUCAAAGGUGAAAGUCCUCUUAGCCUUAGACUUUGACCACACUAUGAUAGACAACAAUUGUGAUACAUACAUAUACAAGUUGGCUCCAGGGCACAAAAUCCCGGAUGACCUAAAGAGCCUGUAUAGGAAAGAUGGAUGGACACAUUACAUGGGUGAGGUAUUCAAAUAUCUCCACCAGAAUGGUAUUACCAAAGAAAAGCUUCUCAACUGCCUGAGUGAAAUCCAGUUAACUGACAGCAUGAGAGAGCUGUUACUAGGCGUUCCCAGAGAAGCCACAGAAUUUAUUAUUAUUUCUGAUGCCAACUCAGUGUUUAUUGAUCAUAUUCUCAGAAAUGUGGGAUUGAGAGACCUGUUUCAUGAGAUAUUCACCAACCCAGCAGAAUUUAGUAAAGAUGGCCCCUUGCACAUAGAAAUGUAUCACCAUCAAGACUGGUGCACCCUCAGCACCAAGAAUCUGUGCAAGGGCUCCAUCCUGAACAACUAUGUGAAGGUACGGGGAGAGGAAAACAUUACCUUCUCCACCAUUGCGUACGUGGGCGAUGGCACCAAUGACUUCUGCCCCAGUCUCUAUCUCAGAGAAUGUGACAUUGUGUUCCCUCGCUGUGGCUACAAUCUUCUUAACUUUAUACCUAAGAUGGAGGCAGAGAAAGGGAUGAAGUUGGCAGCUGAUGUUUGUCCUUGGGACUCAGGGAAGGACAUCUUGGAGAGACUGCUGCCUUGUUAUGAUGAUCCUAUGCUCUCCCAUUUACCCCAUCCCAGACUUAGAAGUCCGUCACAAAGAGACUAGAGCAUCCUCCUCUUCCUCCACUUCAGUUUGUCCUUAGACAAUUUUUUUUACCAACAUAAUCUUCCUUGUAGAGUGUUUUCUCCCCACUACUUUUCUCUGUUCCCACUGAAUUACUCAAAAUAUUAACUCCUCUUUAAUUUGAUCAAUUCUUUGAUAUUGUAAAUAUGUGUGCUUUAAUAUUUUAUUAAUGUCUGUGUAUUCAUCUUACUAUUUAUCUCUAUAUUUGUUUUAUACCAUGUUAUAUAUUAAUUAUAUUUACAUAGGUCAUCAGCAGUAUUCUAAAAAAAA